Branchiostoma floridae (Florida lancelet) is the source of this 1390-nucleotide messenger RNA. Its product is annotated as E3 ubiquitin-protein ligase Midline-1-like. Bases 50 to 1390 code for a protein of 446 amino acids. Gene Ontology annotation, molecular function: protein binding; zinc ion binding. NCBI's taxonomy places the organism in Eukaryota, Metazoa, Chordata, Leptocardii, Amphioxiformes, Branchiostomatidae. The transcript has 6 exons. The record is from RefSeq and is a predicted model, not a curated record.
UGGACAAGUCCUGACCGAAGACAUUAGCAACGGCGUGAAUAUCUGGAAUAUGGAAGGCCUAGGGGAGGAACUGACGUGUCCGGUAUGUUUGGAACUGUUCACGUGUCCGCUACAACUGCCUUGUCAUCACAAUCUGUGUCGCAGAUGUGCAGAAGUUCUGCUUCAGUCUGAGGCGGAUUCUAGCCAGGACGAUGAAGAGGCAGCGGCCUGCUCGGGAGCGCAUGCAGCUCCCGAGGCUACACCGGAUAGCUUCCCCUGCCCUACGUGCCGAAAGGACGUCACCUUGGACACACGUGGUCUAGAUGGACUGAUGAAGAAUUUUCUCCUUCAAAAUAUAGUAGAGAGGUACAUGAAGCUGAAGGGCAACACUGGAUCGCAGCCAAUCUCUUGUCAGCUCUGUAAGAGCGCCCCUCCCAAGAUGGCCGCCCAAAGCUGUCUGACGUGCAAAGCGUCGUACUGUGAACAGUGCCUGACUCUUACACACCCCGCCUUCCCGCCAUUCACUGAACACAAACUGGUCAGUCCAACAACGUCUUUUGACGAGGAGUUGAAGACUCAAAUUGAUGAGCAGUGUAACAGUCUUAUGGAAGUGAUCCGACAACGCAGUGAAGAAAUUCACCAAAAGCUGCAGCGUACAACAGAUCAGGAUGAUGCCAAUCUACAUGAAGUCAUCAAACGGGCAACUGACGGCAUGCAGAAGGCGCGCACAGCCCUGUCUUACGCACAGGAGGCCAUGGAGGAGACUGACCACGCCAGCUUACUGCUGACUGACCAGACGGUGAAGGCUAAAAUAGAGGCUACCAUCAAGACUUUGAACACCAAUGUCAAGGAGGUCAAAUGUGAGAUUGACAAGAUGAACAUUGACUUGAAACAUUGGAAAGAAGACUUAGAGAAUAUCGACAUUGCUUCACCCCCUGCCGCCCCUAUUAUCAAAGCCGACGAAUGCGGUAGCACGAUGGAGGAAGCUCGUGUUGUGUGGAAUCCAGUGGAAGAGGCUGAUGUCUAUGACAUUCGUUAUGCAGUCGGCAACAUUGACACUGUUUCCACUGUUAGAGGUUUGUCAUAUACAGCCAGAGGCUUGGCGCCUGCGACAAAGAACAAGUUUGAAGUCAGUUCUAAAAGCAAAGCUGGCAGGUCUUGUCCAAGCACCAUCGAACUGGUCACAAUGCCGUUCAAAUUCCAACUGGAUCCCAACACGGCUUCAGAGCACCUCUUACUUUCACGGGAUAACACUCGCGUAAAAUGCAUAGAGUCCCCGUUGUCUCUUCCUGACGUAUCAGUGCGUUUUGGCACAGUAGCAGAAGGCACUGGGCACUCGGUUCUAGGCGACAAGUCUAUCAAAAAAGGUCGGCACUACUGGGAAAACUACUCUCAAAGCUGCCAAGUGUAA